Messenger RNA from Paramecium octaurelia, 2070 nucleotides. The record is from the annotation of a GenBank genome assembly. Lineage: Eukaryota; Ciliophora; Oligohymenophorea; Peniculida; Parameciidae.
AUGACUUCUUACAUGCAAUCAUCCUUUAGUAUUCAAACUAAAACUAAUUUUGACUUUCUACAGUAACCCAGCGAUUCUGAUUCGGAUAGCGAAUCUAAGCAAAUGUUGAAGGGGGCACAGAAGUAAACUCAGCAAAGAGAUAUAAAAAAAUAAAAGAAACUGAUUGAUAUCGAUUCAAUAAGGAAUGAGUUGGGAUUGAGACCAAUAACCGAGAAUUCUAAUCCUGAUAAUUAUUAUCGUAGAUAUUCGAGAAAGAGCAUUGCAACAUUAACCAAUAUGAUAAUACCAACAUCAUCUAUUUUGAUUGAAUAAUUAAGUUAAAUUAAAAAGAUCAAGGAAAUCAGGAAGGAAGUGCCUCCUGAGUUAUUGGGUCGUAUUUACUCUGAAUUUAGGUAUUUGUUAGAAUACAGUUAGAUUUCAAUCAGUGCCUCAAUUGAAUCCAGUUUAUAGAUAGGGAGAUCAAAAUAAACGAUUUUAUAUCAUCUUGGAAGGGAAGGUGGUAGUGAUGAAGCCAAAAGAGAAGAUGGUUGGAUCUAACAAAUUGGAUUAUUAAGAGAAUUCGCAAUCAAAACUCAUUAAAAGGACUGAUUAGGAUCCAUACGGAUUGAACAGUGUAUUCCCGGAUUACAUAAUAUUGAAAGUACUAUUUUAAGGAGAGUAUGUAAAUAAAGAGCUAUUAAAGUUCGUUUGGAGAGGCAGCUAUUAAGUUGGACACAGCAAGAUCAUCGACAGUUUAUGCUUUAGAAUAGACUCAUCUAAUAUACUUGAGUGAGAUGGCAUAUUUGGAGUUGAUUAAUCCAUAUAUGAGUGCUGCAUUAGAUAAUAAAAUAAACUACUUUUCCAAAACCCCACUGUUUUAGUUUAUUGAACCUCAAGAAUUUAUGGGUAUAAUUUUAGAAUGUAAAAUGAUUACACAUCAUGCUGGUGAAAUCCUAUUUAAGGAAGAUGAUAAAGCAACUCACAUCUAUUUUAUUAUUGACGGUGAGAUUGAAUUAUCUAAGAAAGUAGGAGAAAAGCAAAUAAUUUUGUCAUCUUAUGGACAAUAUCAAGGAUUUGGCGAAGUUGAAAUUAUGUUAAAGAUCUCUCGAUUCACUAAGGCCAAAGUUAUUACUCCUAAAUUACACGUCUAUAGAAUAAGAAAGAGACAAUUCUUCGAUAACCUAGGUAAUUACCAAAUUUUUGAAAAUAUGAAAAAGAAUUCGAACAUUAUAUUUAAGCAUUGGUAGAAGAAAUGUGAAACUGCCUAAUAGACUAUUCAUCAAUAGGAUGAAGUAAAUUUAUUUUAAUUAUUAUCAGAUCUUUAAGGCAGCUCAGGAUGUCUAAUAGAAUAAACCAAAUUUUUAAGCCAAACACAUUCUUAAUAAGAAAUUGGUUGAAUCUCAAGGCUAGAAGUUGUCCCAAGUGAAAUUGUUAUAGAACAUUACAGAUGAAGAUCUAAAGAGCAUAAAAGUAGUUAAUACUCAGAAUCAAAGUGUGUUACAAAAAGUUUAUAGCAAUACUUUGCAAUAAUAUUAAGCCAGACUAUUGAAGUAACCUCAAGCUGUUUAACAAAAUCAUGAUGAAAAUUGCAUCAGGAAUCAAUUCACAAUUAAGACUCAAGCUGAUCUUUUGAAUGAAAACAGCACGGAGUUCACUUCAUUGACAUCUAGGUCUUCUUAGCCACUUAUUAAGACGGAGAAUGUUCAUCAAUCGUUUGGGUAAUUGCCUUCUCUUCACAUUCCCUAAAAUCCUCCUUUAUAGACAGUUUUGGAUACACUCAGCACACUUCCUAGAGUGCAUAAGGAUAAUCUUGUUUUGUCUUUGAUGUAUCAAUAGGCUUUCAAAUCAGAGAAUCCAGAGAAGAAAGCAAAGUAGAUUCAGAAGGUCAUUUAGGCAUCUUAUAGGAAUGUUUAAAAGCAAUUCUCAUCAAAAAUUCAUCAUCAAAGUGAAGUCAACAGUGUUAGCAAUAAUUAGUCGAUUGACAAACUCAGAUUGAAAUUCAAAUCUAGUAGAACGAAUGAUCUCAAUUCAACAAGAAGCAAUUAUGUGAGUUUUGUUCAAUAAAAAUAAUUAUGUUCUUAAAUCAAUUGA